This is a messenger RNA of Rasamsonia emersonii CBS 393.64, 1902 nucleotides long. RefSeq lists its product as uncharacterized. The transcript is spliced from 2 exons. Lineage: Eukaryota; Fungi; Ascomycota; Eurotiomycetes; Eurotiales; Trichocomaceae. The coding region runs from base 1 to 1902 and encodes 633 amino acids. Gene Ontology annotation, molecular function: hydrolase activity. The record is from RefSeq and is a predicted model, not a curated record. Gene Ontology annotation, cellular component: cytosol. Gene Ontology annotation, biological process: nucleotide catabolic process.
AUGCUGCGCCGUCUGCUACUCACAGCUCUCGUUCUCUCUGCCCCCAUCCGUGCGGCCCAGCCGUCUGCUCCUCGACCGGUCCCCGCGCCUAUCAGAGACUUGAAAUGGGGUCAGCUGAAUUUCCUCCAUACUACAGAUACCCAUGGCUGGUUAGGCGGUCAUUUGCAAGAGUAUGGCUUUCUACCCUCGUACUCGGCCGACUGGGGUGACUAUGUCUCGUUUGCGACCCGCAUGCGCGAGAAGGCCGAAUCCCAGGGCUGGGAUCUUCUCGUGAUAGAUACCGGUGAUCGCGUUGAAGGCAAUGGUCUCUACGACUCGUCGGAACCAAAAGGCAUCUACCUUUCGGAGAUUCUCAAGCAGCAACAUAUUGACCUGAUCUGCUCGGGGAAUCAUGAACUAUAUAAACAGAACACAUCCGAGGCAGAGUUCCUUACCACAGUACCCAACUUCCGGGGAAAUUAUAUUGCGUCAAAUAUCGACAUCAUAGAUCCAAAAUCCCAGGAGCUCGUGCCCUUGGCUCCUCGAUUCAAGAAAUUCACCACCAAGAAUCAGGGGAUCCGCAUCGUCGCGUUUGGGUUCUUGUUCGAUUUUACUAGAAACAAUAACAACACCGUGGUUCAGCCAGUGGAGGAGACUGUUAAGGAGUCCUGGUUCCAGGAAGCUAUCCGGGACAAGGACGUCGACCUGUUCGUGGUGAUUGGGCACGUUCCCGUUCAAUCCAAGGAGUACAACACCAUCUUCAGGGAGAUCAGAAGCAUCCGGUGGGACACGCCCAUCCAAUUCUUCGGCGGUCACUGGCAUAUCCGAGACUAUGUUAGAUACGACUCCAAAGCCUACGGCCUUGCUAGUGGCCGUUUCAUGGAGACCAUUGGCUUCAUGUCUAUUGACGGCCUGAGGACUGAUGGUCAGCACGUUCCCAACACUCUCACGUUCAACCGAAGGUAUAUCGAUAACAAUCUGUUCUCAUUCUACCAUCACACAGGCCUCAACGAGAGUACAUUUCCAACAGAGCAUGGGAAAAAUGUUUCUCGACUAAUCCAGCAUGCCAGGCAUGCUCUUGGCCUGGACCAUGUCCACGGUUGCGCGCCCAGGGAUCUGUGGAUGACUCGCGCCCCAUACGGCAGUGAGGAUAGCAUCUAUACCUGGUUAGAGGAUCAGGUGCUGCCUGAUUCACUUAGAGAGGAGUCGCGGAGCAACAAAUCCGCAUUGGCAGUUGUCAACACCGGAGCCAUCCGAUUUGAUAUCUUCAAGGGACCCUUCACGCAAGACACAACCUUCAUCGUAUCUCCCUUUACAAGUGGAUUCCGAUACAUCAAGGAUGUUCCGAUCGAGACAGCCAGAAGGGUUGUUGAGGUCUUGAAUAAGCAGCCUCAGAUCCUGACCGAAUCAUUGCCGAAUUCUCAUCGCAGCUUUCCGUUGACCCCGCCAGAGCAGAUGGCUCAUCCUUUCGACGUGAUCCCAGAAAGUCACCCGACUUCGCAUCAUGACUUGAUGGGCAUGCAGGACCAGAUUCUCCUCUCCGCUGACGACCAACCAAAGCUAAAACUCACACCAGGCUAUACGACUGUUGACCAAGGGGGCAAGGACGGCGAUGACACAAUUCAUUCUCCAAUUCCAUUCUAUCGGGUGCCAAACUGUAUACAAACCUUGAUUCAACCCGAAACUUCUCCGGAUGAAGUUCUGCCUGGUCGAACCACUACGGAUCCAGACACGGUGGAUCUAGUUUACGUGGAUUUCAUUGAGCCCUACGUGGCCUUGGCGGCCAAGUUUUCCGGUCUCGAUGUUGAUUUCGAGAGCGACUCUGAUACCUACAUGAAGGGAACGACUCUGACCAGUCUCAUCCUGAACUGGGUCAAGGAACACUGGAAAUGUGAUGAUGACGAUGUCAAUGUGAACUACUAG